UCCCUCCGCCGUGGACCCACAAUGGUACAGCCAGCAUCUUGCAGCACAAUGGUUGCAAGGUGGUGAGUGAUUCAGCAUUGGCGGACCUCUCCUUUUCGUUUCCAUUCCUCGUCGUCUUUUUGUUGUUGUUGUGACUCUCUGCUUCCUUCGCCGCUCGGCAUCUUCAUGAACGCGUAAAGUCAGCCUCCCGCAGCUAUGAUCGCCGCAGUGUUCCUCGUCGGGAUGUUUUGAAGAAGAAGAAGAAAAAAAUAGAAAGAGAGGAGAAGGAGAGGAACCGUCAGCGGACUGGGAUCGUCAUCAGCUGGCACGGAAUGGUAUUUAUGAGCAGACAUUUCUUAUAUAACUGCAGCCAACCGAUCCUGGAUGUGAAGAUAGCCUUUUGUCAGGUGUGUGUUCCUUACAGGUAAAAAAGGGUUUUGGAAAACAAGUGGAUGUGUCAUAUAUCGCCAAACAUUACAACAUGAGUAAAAGCAAAGUGGACAACCAGUUCUACAGCGUGGAAGUGGGAGACUCCACUUUCACAGUUUUAAAACGGUACCAGAAUUUAAAGCCCAUCGGUUCCGGAGCUCAGGGAAUCGUCUGUGCUGGUUAUGACGCUGUCUUGGACAGAAACGUGGCCAUCAAGAAGUUGAGCAGACCCUUCCAGAACCAGACCCAUGCCAAGAGGGCGUACCGGGAGUUGGUGCUCAUGAAAUGUGUCAAUCACAAAAAUAUUAUCAGUUUAUUAAACGUCUUCACACCACAGAAAUCAUUAGAGGACUUCCAGGAUGUGUACCUAGUGAUGGAGCUGAUGGAUGCCAACUUGUGCCAGGUGAUUCAGAUGGAGCUGGACCACGAGAGAAUGUCCUACCUGCUCUACCAGAUGCUGUGUGGUAUCAAACAUCUGCACUCGGCUGGCAUUAUUCACAGGGACCUGAAACCAAGCAAUAUAGUGGUGAAGUCAGACUGCACCCUGAAGAUCCUGGACUUUGGUCUGGCCAGGACCGCAGGCACCAGCUUCAUGAUGACCCCUUAUGUGGUGACUAGAUACUACAGAGCCCCGGAGGUCAUCCUCGGCAUGGGGUACAAAGAGAAUGUGGAUUUAUGGUCGGUGGGGUGCAUUAUGGGAGAAAUGGUGCGCCACAAAAUCCUCUUCCCUGGGCGGGACUACAUCGACCAGUGGAACAAGGUGAUUGAGCAGCUGGGAACGCCCUCUCCCGAUUUCAUGAAGAAGCUUCAGCCCACAGUGAGGAACUACGUGGAGAACCGGCCAAAGUACGCAGGCCUCACCUUCCCCAAGCUCUUCCCCGACUGCCUUUUCCCUGCUGACUCUGAGCACAACAAACUCAAAGCCAGCCAGGCCAGAGACCUGCUGUCCAAGAUGCUGAUCAUCGACCCGGCCAAGCGGAUAUCGGUGGACGACGCCUUGCAGCACCCCUACAUCAACGUGUGGUACGAUCCAGCUGAGGUGGAGGCGGCCCGAGAUCUCAUCCAAAUAUCCAUGCCUCCACCUCAGAUCUACGACAAGCAACUGGAUGAGAGAGAACACUCCAUUGAUGAAUGGAAAGAACUAAUUUACAAAGAGGUGAUGAACUUUGAGGAGAGAACGAAGAAUGGCGUAGUGAAGGGACAGCCUUCACCUUCAGGUGCAGCCGUGAACAGCAGCGACAGCCUCGCCCACUCCACCUACAUCAACGACAUCUCCUCCAUGUCAACCGACCAGACCCUGGCCUCAGACACCGACAGCAGCCUGGAGACCUCCGCGGGGCCCCUCGGGUGUUGCAGGUGACUAGCCGCCUGCCUGCGCAACCCCGCGUUCUUUCGAAGGUGAAGAACCCAACCGACCCGGCCGACCGACUGAAUAUACGCACACCGGAAAAAAAACCAACAAACAAAAGAGUAAAAGAUCAAAAUGAAUAUAUUGAGAACAAAAACACGAGGAAGGUGGAAACACAGAAUCUGGAAUGAUGAAAUCUGGAGCCUGUGCAUCGUCAUUCAUAAACAGCAGUGGUAUUUAACCUGAACUAAAUGAGAUAGAUGUUAAUGAUUCUCUAGUUGCUUUUGCUUAUAUUUACCCCACAUAUCUUGUGUAUGGCAUCCGAACAAAAAAACGACCAAAUGCUUCAACUCGCAUCUCCUGUGAAGUGAAUACUGACCUGCGGCUGUUCCUCCCAAUUCCUCACAGGAGCAUUAACGCUCCCGCCGUUGUGGCGUGGUGGGCGGCGGCCAUUUUGCCCAUCACUCCUGCACAAUACGUUCUCCCUCUCAAACCGUUCAUGUGUAGACACUGCUGUGUAUUUUAACCUCUCGGCUUUGUCUACAAGACCACCCAACACAACCCCCCCCCUCUCACGUAAGAUUGCCCGAUUGGUGUGUUUUUAUGUGGUUAUUCUGCAGGGACACGUAGUCGCUCUCCCCCAGAGCGGCGCUUCCUGCGCUACUUGUAAAUAAUGUAAUUCUGUACAGCUGAAGGGCACACAGAGUGGGACUGACGGCCAGUACACCGGGAGGGUUUUUUUUCCCCCUUUUUUUUUUCUGAGUAGCACACGUCGCCACAUCACCGCUUUGCACCUCAGUUGCCCCCCGUCUAUUGCUGUAGUCCUGCAUGAUUCGAUUUUAACUCUGCUAAUCUCACUCUGUAUUACUAAAAUGAGUCUGUAUACAGACUUUUGUUUAUAUACCAUGUAAACUAACUAAACACUGGACAUUUGGGGGGUCUGGUCACAGGACAGGACGAGUGAGUGUGCGUGUGCGAGCCAUUUAGACGUCGGUAAAUGUCAGGGCUGCGUUUGGGACUUAAAGGGUCAGUACACUCUGAAAUAAAUUAUUUUGAUGCUGAGGCUUCAUGAAAUGACCCUCAAGGGGGUUAAGAAGUCUGAUUUGUGCGUAAUGUCCCUUUUAUUUCUCCUGAUAGUGUAUGAUCGACCCCCUCCAGCACACGCAUGUCGUUGUUCCCCAUUAACCCCACAUGGGAGCAGGUGGUUGGUCUGGUUCGCCGUGGUGUCGCCACGAGGAGGCGACUCUUAUUUAUUGGAUUGUCCGAAGCAUCCAAGGCUUUUGGGAGGGGAUCCAAAUGAUACAGUGAGACGUUUGGAAGGCAGGCGGUGAGUGUUCACCUCGUAGCAGUGUAUCAAUUUGUCCUCAAGGAAACCCAUGCACGUCCUUUGACGACACAACGCACAAAAACAAAAUUUGUUUUUGUCAAUUGAAUUGGAUGGAGGCAACGCAACUGUUAUGUUGUCUACAUUAUUUCUUAUCUGGAAGACUUAUUUAUUGAAUUAUUUAUUUCGAGAGAUGGAAACUGAAUAUGGCAAGUGCCUUUUGGAAUGAAGCAUUGCAAGUGCAGAAAUGAUAUUAAUUUGGCCAUUUAUUUCUGUGCUUCCUCUUUUUCUACCUUAUAACUAUCGGAAUCUCCCCGGCCACCAAACAUUAAAGUUCCUCUGAUCCUCUUUUUGUGGUGUGAAAUCAAAUUGCUUUCCUAAGAUUGUAAGGCUAAAGACCUACCUAUGCUAUGUUUUACACAACAUGAAAGGUGUUCUGCCAUGUUGCAUGUUAAUUAAAUUAAAUUUUACUUUAAAAUAAAACAAUGUGAACAGAUUCUCUCAGUCCACCGGUGUAGGCCACAUCCAACCUUUGAUAUUUCCACCAUCUAAUGUCCACUCCAUUCAAAACACGAUAUAUAUCCACUGCUGACAACAACAGUUUUAGCUACAGUAGCAAUAGCUGCUUUCAUUUAAUGUGUUCCUACAGCUUCUGAAGCUUUUAUUUUAUUUUCCUGCUUCAGAUAUAAAACACAGUAUAAGGUGUUUACUUGUGCAUGUUUCAUUUACUCUUAGCUUACAUGAUCUUGGUUUCCACUGCCAUGUUCCAUGUCCUCAUGCAGGGUUGUGUGGGUUUAUGGGCAAAGACCCAUUAACAGAUGCUGGGUUAUGCAAUCACAUUUCACAAGCAAGGAAAAAACACUUGUUCUAAUGGGCCUUCAGUCGGAUGGAAAGACUUUAUAGCAACUGAGAGCUGUUUUUGUUUCAGGAGAUCUCGCUCCCCCUUUAUGCAUAGUUUGCAGAGUAAAUAGAUUUCCCGUCACCUCUUGACAAUCAGGUACUAUUUUUAAAAUCAAGUGUAAAAUCAUCAUGUUCCGAGCACGUCCAAACACGACUUGCGUUACUUCCUGCCUUUGGAAGCUGCAUGACUCAAAUGUCCGCUAUCCCAAGAAUAAUGGGUGAAUGUCGGUCAUGACAUCGUUAAAUCAUCCCAGACGUGCGAUAACAGCUUUGUUUAGUCGGACGUCUAAUGUAAUUUGACGGUCUAACUGUGACCUCUGCUUCAAAAGCUUCAGCACAGCGGUUUACUUUCUGCAUGGAGUCUCCUGGAAGCAGCAGAGUGAUCUACAUAACUUCUACAGGCUACUUUUGAUGACACUCCUCCGGCCUGUGGCUUGUGUGCAGAGAAUCACACGCACACACACACCGACUUGCAGCACCUUAGCAGAGAUGAGAGGGUGACCGACGGGGGAGGCGGGUGGCGUUUUACCAGUAGAAUACGGCUAGCUCGGCGCUCUGUUCGGGGUCUGGCCCGGGGGGCAAACUUUCAGAAUACAGGGUGCAACUUUGACGUUUCUUUGUGUUUUUGAAAAUGUUCGAAUCUCUUGCAAAAAAAAAAAAAAAAGGGGUCUAAGUGUUUUCGAGUCGACUCCUACGCCACGGAGACACGGCGUGGCGGUACUGGUUUUAACUACAUUCUUCCUUUGGACUCCAAAUACUGAAACAGAUUCCGUCGUUUCUUUUCUCUGAAUGUGAUCUUUUUUUUUUUUUUUAUAAGAGAACCCUCCAGACAAUUGUGUUGUAACAAAAAGGUGCUUUUGAGCCUGAAGUGGAGCUGACUCUAACAGCACCGAAUGUAGAAAUGAAUUGUUUCACUCACGUCACUGCUGCUCUGCUUUGUCAUCAGCGUGUGUUUGUUUGAUUUCAAAUUAACCAGCAUUCAACACAAACUGUCUGUAAGGUUGAAUCGAAAGAUGUGAACUCGACGAGUUAUUUGACAGGUUGUGUUUUCACAUGUUUCUUUCAAUGUAAGUUUUGGCGGGGUCGGUUGCAAGAAUGUUGAUGGAGAGUCGGUACAGUCACGUGUUUGGAAGUAGUUCAUGUGUGUAUUCACGUUCAAUCACAUAAACCUUAGGAAUUAGAAAUGUGUCAACUGCUAAUCCUGCUCCUAAUUUUUGUCACACAAGGGGUUUCAAGUGAUCUCUUGUAUAUUCAGGAUUCAAAUUCGUUUUCCGUCAGCCGUUUAUUUGCAUUUGGAAAAUGGCCCAAAAACGCAUGAUUCAGCCAGAACACGAUUGCCGGUAUCACAAGUUAGGGUGCAUCUUAUACCCAACUGUGCCAGCGUAACAUCUUUGGAUCCAGUACUUGUGACCCCGAAUUAAUUCAUUUUCACCUUUUUUUCUUUCACGUCAUAUUGUAUAUAACAACAAUCCAAGAAUGCAAUAAAACCGUUAUUGCACUCAGACAGGGAGGCAGGCUGCUGCAAGGUCAGGCAAUGCUGAAAUGUUCCGAGUCUUUAAAUGUGGAACUCCACAGUAAUGAAACCCUGUAUAGCUCAUCUGAAUCAGGGGAUGUUGUUCUAUGAUUCUUUUACAUUUACCUUCUCUCUUGUUUAUUUUACUCCGUGCUGUUUUAAUGAAACAUUCUUUUGAAAUUGUCAGGUUGAAAAAAAAGAGAAAAUAAAUUAUUAUCUGUUUCACGCUGAUCUCAAAGCUUCAGGCUAUAGCGUUUCAAAUAAAGUCAAAAACAAAUGCAAAAGAAAAAGAAAAAAAAUACUGAAAGCUGUUACUGUAAACACAACAUUUUAAAGGAACUGUGUAUGAAAAAAUAGUAUAUGUAUGUGAUUGAAAAUAAACAAAAUCUUUGAUCUUGGA
This is a messenger RNA of Gasterosteus aculeatus aculeatus (three-spined stickleback), 5893 nucleotides long. RefSeq names its product mitogen-activated protein kinase 10 (gene mapk10). Gene Ontology annotation, molecular function: MAP kinase activity; ATP binding. Gene Ontology annotation, biological process: protein phosphorylation. The record is from RefSeq and is a predicted model, not a curated record. Lineage: Eukaryota; Metazoa; Chordata; Actinopteri; Perciformes; Gasterosteidae.